GGUUGAGUGUAGGGACGUCCCGGAGCUUCCCGAGCUCAGACCCCGAGGAGCAGCGGACCAGGAGGAAGAGGAGGAAUGGACGAAGAUCCCGGUGCGUUUGAUCCGAACAUCCCAGAGGAGGGACCUUCAGCGCCCCCUCCUGGCUGGCUGGAUGACAUACAUGGAUACCAAGGCCAUAAAGGAGGCCCGGACGACCCGUUGUACCCCCCUCCCCCGGCCUACAACCCCCAGCCUGAACUCAACAGGAACACCCUGGUGCCCAACGUCAGGGUCCCGACAAUAUCAGAGGAUGAGGCUCGGCGCGCCCUCCUCCAGUUCGUGGAAACCAAAUGGACGUACAGCGCCAAACCGGCCAGGAACAUGACGUUCAAAGAGCUGAAGCCCAUCGUCGUCUACCGGUAUCGACUGGAGACCUACACUGAGACCAGAACCAGCGCCUGGCACUUUGAACCUUACAACGGACAAAUGGUGGAUGGUCCUCAGUACGGCAUGUGUCCUCAACCGUGGGACGUCCCAGUGACUCUACCUCAGAGAUACACAGACAUGGUGGAGAAGGUCCGCGUGCCGCACACCUCCUUCAUCAAGCUCUGUCACAAAUGUAACGGCAUUGGAAGAACUCGCUGUGGCUGCUGCUUUGGUCGAGGCAUGAAGCGUUGCCCUUUCUGUCACGGAAACGGUCGAUCCAGGAACAAGCGCUGCACCUCCUGUCACGGCCGAGGUCGCAAGAGGUGUAGCUCCUGUCUGGGCAAAGGCUUCAAGACCUGCACCAUCUGUCACGGCAGCCAGAACCUGCUGCACUUCAUCCUGCUCACGGUCACAUGGAAACACAACGUAGACGACUUCAUUCCCGAUCGGCAGCCGGACUUUCCUGACAAGAAGUUUGAGAAGGUGACCGGAGAUCCUUUCUUCAUCGACGAGAACGUUCUGGUUUAUCCCAUCCAGGGUUUCCCCGAUCAGGAGAUCUGUGAUGUUUCCUUUAAACUGAUCAACGAACACCUGAACCGCUUCAGGGCCACCAGCCGCAUCCUGCAGCAGCGUCAGACCAUCGAGCUGGUGCCGCUGACUCACGCUCUUUACUCUUACAAAGGAAAAGACCAGAGCUUCUUCGUCUACGGAACAGAGAACAAAGUGUUUACCUCCAAAUACCCAUCUGCCUGUUCUAUCUCAUAAGAGGACACGCGUUCAGACAGAUGUUGAACAGAUGUUGAUCAGGUGAUUCAGAUGUUGAACAGAUGUUGAACAGGUGAUUCAGAUGAUUCAGGUGCAGUAACGACCUUUAAAUUCACUGUAAACACCACCUUCAUUUUUAUAUACAGAUUUAUAAACUUAAAAAUUAUAUAGAACAUAUCCUUCUCAUGUAUGCACGUGACUGAAUAUAUCCAGUUUACACUAUAGACAGUUUUAGUCAUUUUAUCAAAUACAGUCAUAGAUUUGAACCAUUUCUCACAACCUCAAUUUCAGGUUACAAAUGAGUUCUUCCGUCUCACACUAUGAUUAUUAAUUCUGUUGUUUGUAUCAGAGAUUUAACCUCUGGUUUAUUUCCAGUUAAAUCUAAUCCAGUAAAAUCCAGUGAAGUCCAGUAAAUCCAUUUUGUACUAACGUCUGCUACCUCGUCCCUGUCAGUCGGACUGAACCUGUUCUCUUUACUCUAGAAUUCACAGUAUAAUGCAACCGGUUCAGUUUCAGAUCCUCCGGUUCAGCUCUAACAGCAGAAAGUCUCUCGUGUCCCUCCGCCCGAGCCGAACAGAGCUUCACCUGAUCGUCUGGUUCUUAAAGUGGAAUCAUAGAAGAGACAAGGAAGUGGUUUGAUAGAGUUAACGAUUCACUUGCCAAAGACGUUAUGUUUGGUUGUGUGUUUGUGAGCAGGGUUCAAACUCCUGAGGUGAUUUCCAUUAAAGCGGGAGGUGGGGGGGGGGGCAGAAAAUGGUAAUUUCAAAACGUGAUGUUGACAAACAAAUAUCUUCAGGGGUUUAAUACGUUAAACAUGUUAAACACGCCCCUUAAUCUGCUCUCAGGCUCCUCCCCUCCUCCAUGUUUGGUGGAAAUCAGUUUGAACUUCCCUCGUUGGCCGAGGUUAUCAUGUGUCUCGAUAUUAUCUGAUCAUCAUGAGGUGAUUUACGUCCUCGAGUCAAUUCUCACAAACCCUGAACUGUUAACUACUCCAUGUUUGUUAUGUUGUGUGUAUUUUUACUUUCUGUGGGAUGAACCACUACUUCAAUAUUGUGUUUUUAUACGAUAGUCAGUUUAAUUCCUUCAACCUAAAGACAAAAUACUUGUUAUUAUAUUUCAUAACGAAUCAGUUACAGUCAGUUCCUCUGCACUGAUUCAUGUUUGUUGUUCUUUAACAUCGUCUGUCUCAUGUUCAUGAACUUUUUGGGUUUUAAACACAGAAUCAUCGUCAACAGGUCAUGGAUAAAGUGUCAAUCACAAAAAACACAUCAAUUAUAAAUAUCAUACAAACAAUGUAACACAAUUGUGUCUAUAAAUCAAAUAACAACAACAGAAACAACAUCAAUGCAAAUGUAUAUUUACUCAAAAAGAGGAAACAUCAAAGAAAGGUAAAAUGACAAUAAUAAAACAAUAAAAUACUAAAUGUGAAGUUAAAAUGCUAAAUAUGAGUAAAACAAGAUUUAAAAAUUAUGGCAAUAAAGAACAAUUCAGAGAAAUUAUGCUAAAUGUAAAAGUAAAUACAUAAAAUAAUCAUUGAAAUUAAAUUAAAUUAAUUUCCUGACUAUAAAUGUAGGUUCUGACAUUUUAAAGACCAAACGAUUCUUCAAGAAAAUGAUAGUCGGAUUAAUUUGUAUUUAAAACAUCUGUAAGUGUAAAAAGAUUUUUCUCUGAAUGUUGUUAAAACCAAAGAUGAGAUUUGACUCCAGAAGAGUUGAAAUAUCAACUGAUGAGAUUUUUAUGAUCUCGUUUUGUUUUCACAUUUCAUGGUUAUUUUUCAUUUCCUCAGCCAGUAUCACAGCAGCUGAAAAGAGCCAGUUUGAUGUGAAAUCACAGAAAAGUACUGAACAUAAAUCCUAAACGUUAAAUGAAGAUAACUGGGAUGUUCGGAUACUUCUCUUCCUAAUACUAAUUCACAUACCUGGAAUACUUUGUGCAUAUGACUGAUCUGAUACCAGUUCGUUAAAAAUAACGUACAGAAUGUAUUUUACCAGCUUGCAGCUACUAACCCUGUCGCUCUCUGAUUUCAAAUAUACAGACCGACAGUUAGUUCAGCCUCUGACACCGAGAAGACUUUAUAUUUUAUAUAUAUAUAUAUAUUAUAUAAUACGUUUCUGUUUGUUUUGUUAUACUAUUUCUUAUAUUUUGUAUUCUUUUAAGCUCAGGAUACUUUUAUACAAUAAAUCCAUAUAAGUCCAUAGAAAAUAUUUUGGUAUAACUUACUCCUGUAAUGACGUCAUUUUACGAACUCUUGUUUUUACUUUUUAUAGAAAAAAAAGAAAGUGGCCUUAUACAUCUCAACAGCUCUGUGACAUGUAAUCCUCACCUGUCAAUGUCCAAUAAACUCAUUCAAUUUACA
Molecule: messenger RNA, 3526 nt
Organism: Platichthys flesus (European flounder)
Lineage: Eukaryota; Metazoa; Chordata; Actinopteri; Pleuronectiformes; Pleuronectidae
Gene: ssuh2.1
Product: ssu-2 homolog, tandem duplicate 1
Exons: 12
Coding region: 76-1170 (364 amino acids)
Molecular function (GO): heat shock protein binding
Source: RefSeq, a predicted model, not a curated record